Octodon degus (degu) is the source of this 2252-nucleotide messenger RNA. It is a transcript of the gene Sfn, whose product is annotated as stratifin. The record is from RefSeq and is a predicted model, not a curated record. Gene Ontology annotation, biological process: signal transduction. NCBI's taxonomy places the organism in Eukaryota, Metazoa, Chordata, Mammalia, Rodentia, Octodontidae. Gene Ontology annotation, cellular component: cytoplasm. Bases 1046 to 1792 code for a protein of 248 amino acids. Gene Ontology annotation, molecular function: protein kinase binding. The transcript has a single exon.
AGUCUGAGUCAGGCUGGAAAGUGGGACAGCCGAGUUGGGGCCACACCCUCCAGGAGCCCAGCUGACACUUCUUCAUGGCAGACAGUUUGGAGGGGGCAGGUGACCUGGUGUGGAGAGUCAGAGGCUACGUCUUCAGACAAGUGGCAACAGGCCACCAACUUGAAAGGGAAGAUUGUGCUGUGAUGGGGAAGGUGUCCAACAAACCUACUGGUGACUAAUUACAAACGUUGGGCUGGAGCGUCAGAGGCCGCUUGUUAAACGUUUCAUUAAGUGGCACUUUGAAAGCUGCCACCUGUGCAUUCUGGGCGGUCAGUGGGAGAGUGAGGCACAAGGGGUAGAACUAGUGUAUCUUCAGGGAGACUCAGGAAGACAACCGAAUCCCACCUCCAGAGACUGGAGCUCACGGGUCAGAGGCCUCGAUGGGAGAAAAGCCACUGCAGGGUUCAGGGGAAGAGUUUUGGGGCGCUAGUAGCUGCAUAAUCUUAAGCAAAGCUCACCUGUUUUGAGAGUGUUCCCACUUCUGCAGUCCAUGGAGCUCAGAGACAUCAUACGGAUUAAAUGAGAUCAUGGCUGGGAAAGUGCUUGGGAACUGCGGCUUUACCUACACAGGAGUUAUCUCACCUGAACCAAGAGGGAAACAUACCUGGCGGGAUUAAGAACCUCACCCUCCUGGGUCUGGCCGCUCGCAGCGGAGGAGGAUCUGGGACAGUUUCCAGGGGUGCCCUGCAAUGCACCUCUGGACAGCAGGGGGCAGCCUGGAGCUCGGAAGGUGGAGCCCACACCCAGGUUUCUCCUGCUGACUGUCCCGGUGACUCACCUCCACAUCCCCGCCCUUUUACCUUUAAGGAAGAGCCGGAAAGGGUGUGGGGAAAGAGGCGAGCAGGAGGCAGGUCUUGGGUCCCAGUCCCGCCCCUACUUCUCCCCACCCUUCUGAGGGCCAGGCCACCCAGCCAAAAGGCACGCCGAGAGCAGGAGAGGCACAGAACCCGGCAUCGGUGCCCUGGCAGCCAGUUAGCCCGCCGCCCGACCGUCUGUCCCUAGAGCCAUGGAAAGAGCCAGUCUGAUCCAGAAGGCCAAGCUGGCAGAGCAGGCCGAGCACUAUGAGGACAUGGCAGCCUUCAUGAAGGGCGCAGUGGAAAAGGGUGAGGACCUCUCGUGCGAAGAGCGAAACCUGCUCUCCGUGGCCUACAAGAACGUGGUGGGCGGCCAGAGGGCUGCUUGGAGAGUUCUGUCCAGCAUUGAGCAGAAAAGCAACGAGGAGGGCUCGGAGGAGAAAGGCCCUGAGGUCCGAGAGUACCGGGAGAAGGUGGAGACAGAGCUCCGGGGCGUGUGCGACACCGUGCUGGGCCUCCUGGACUCCCACCUCAUCAAGGAGGCUGGGGAGGCCGAGUGCCGAGUCUUCUACCUGAAGAUGAAGGGCGACUACUACCGCUACCUGGCCGAGGUGGCCACUGGUGACGACAAGAAGCGCAUCAUCGACUCUGCCCGGGCAGCCUACCAGGAGGCCAUGGACAUCAGCAAGAAGGAGAUGCCACCCACCAACCCCAUCUGCCUGGGCCUAGCCCUGAACUUUUCUGUCUUCCACUACGAGAUCGCCAACAGCCCGGAGGAGGCCAUCUCGCUGGCCAAGACCACUUUUGACGAGGCCAUGGCUGACCUGCAUACACUCAGCGAGGACUCCUACAAAGACAGCACCCUCAUCAUGCAGCUGCUGAGAGACAACCUGUCGCUGUGGACAGUCGACAACGCCGGGGAAGAGGCCGGUGAGGCUCCUGAGGAGCCCCAGAGCUGAGCCUGCCUGCCGCUGCCUGCCCUGCCCUGCCCGCUCCAGUUCCCAGCCACUGCCCAGAGGACUUGUACAGGGUGGGAGGCCCGGUCCUUCCCAGACCGUCUCGAGUGCACCGCCCCAGCCCAGAAAGGCCCCCUCCGGGGUCGCAGCCACGCCGAGGCCACGUGGCCGGGAUCCACUCUCACGCACGGGCUGCAGGGCACCCCGCCCACCUCUGCUCCCGGCGCCCCCUUCCAUCCCACCCCAUUCCUACCCCGGCCACUUUCCCACCACCACUCCGUGCCUCCCUCUGGCCCCUGCCGCUUCUGGAUCUCAGGAACCGAGGAGUGUCCCACCGGGGCUGAGAACUGGACCUUGCGGCAGUAGCUGGAGAAGGGUGUGUGCGUGUGUGUGACUGUGAGAGAGAGUGAAAGCGCGUCUGCUGGGUGUGACCACGUUUCCUCUCAAUAAAGUUCCGCUGUGA